This is a messenger RNA of Scleropages formosus (Asian bonytongue), 1279 nucleotides long. RefSeq names its product growth arrest and DNA damage-inducible protein GADD45 beta-like. The record is from RefSeq and is a predicted model, not a curated record. Lineage: Eukaryota; Metazoa; Chordata; Actinopteri; Osteoglossiformes; Osteoglossidae. The coding region runs from base 1 to 438 and encodes 145 amino acids. Gene Ontology annotation, biological process: regulation of cell cycle. The transcript is spliced from 3 exons. Gene Ontology annotation, cellular component: cytoplasm; nucleus.
AUGGAGAACGUGGGUCAAUCUUUGGAGGAGCUGCUGCUCGCAGCCCAGCGACAAGAUUGCCUCACAGUGGGGAUUUAUGAAUCAGCCGAGCUCAUGAUCGUCGAUCCGGACAGUGUGGUGCUCUGCGUUCUGGCCACGGAUGAGGAGGACGAGGACGACAUCGCGCUGCAGAUCCACUUCACUCUGAUCCAAGCCUUCUUUUGGGACAACGACAUCGACCUCCUGCGCGUGUCGGGCUUGGGACGCCUGGCACAGGUCCUUGGCGAGCCGAGCACCGCCAACAGCAACGCCAACAAGCCCAGGGAUCUGCACUGCAUCCUCGUCAGGAGUCCUGAGGAUGCGGGGAAAUGGCCAGCUCUCAAGGAGGUGCGCAGCUACUGCCAAGAAAGUCGCCGCCGAAACCAAUGGGCUCCAUUCGUGGCCCUGCAGGAUCGCUGAACGAACCUGUUGGGGGGGGCGGUGAAAAAGAAAGCUCGGUUGUUCUGGGGGGAGGGUGGAGUGACGUUCAUGAAAGCGGGAAUUGCAGCGAUGGCUCGUGUUUAAGAAAAGUUGGAAUCGGGCACGUUGUGCUGGGCCUCCGACGGCUCUCCGUGCGGUGGACGGUAGCUGUGAGCGGGAGACACGUGCGAACGGCUCUUUCCGAGAGUCCGCGCCGCCCCGUGGGCUUGAGAUGAUGUUACAGCGCAGUGUCGCCACGGCAUCCGUGGGAGGCGAUCCGUGCGAGGUCUUCGCUGUGUUUGCUUUAAAACAUCUCCCAUCUGAUCAAGGCGCUUAAAAAAAGUGGAAACCCUGAAAUCAGCAUGAAAUAUUUUAAACAAAUGUUGCUUUAAAUUUUAAAAGCGUACUCCGAGUACUCGGCCACUCAUUUUUAGGAACAAUAUUAGCACUAAGGACGGUUCUUGAAAUUGAGCCCAUUUUUAUCUCGCUAUUACAUUACUUUUAGUAAUACAUUUGAAGAUCAGUAAGUAAACAUUAUUUUUGCUAACAAAAUAGUUACUUUUGCAACUGUGCUCAGGAUUUUUAAACUCGUGAUAAAUUUCAAUGAGAAUGAAAACCGAUCUAAUGUAUUUAAUAAAUCCAAGAAAGCUGUAAUGAUGGUCUAUGCUUAGAUAUGAAUUGUUUGCUGGAACUGAUUUCUACGGUUUUUUUUUUUUUCCCCACAUUCUGUGAAAUGAUUGAAAAGUUCUUGUCAGCGGCAAAGGUCGUUACAAAUAAGUUCAGAGUUCUUGCUGCAUUACUUUAUGUGACACAUAACGUUAAUAAAUCCCAGACGUCUUUC